This is a messenger RNA of Tripterygium wilfordii, 1710 nucleotides long. Its product is annotated as probable sodium/metabolite cotransporter BASS3, chloroplastic. Lineage: Eukaryota; Viridiplantae; Streptophyta; Magnoliopsida; Celastrales; Celastraceae. Gene Ontology annotation, cellular component: membrane. The transcript is spliced from 5 exons. The record is from RefSeq and is a predicted model, not a curated record. Bases 157 to 1437 code for a protein of 426 amino acids.
UGCAACCAGAUGCACCUAAACCUCUCCUCUGCUCUCCGUUCUAAACAAUAAAAUCCACUCUUAUCUCAUCCCUCCCCUCCACACACUCCCCCAUCCUCCCCCCACCCGCCGGUGACAUCUACUCACCGGCGGCGGAAUCUAUACUUUCAAUUCUAAAUGGCCUCGGUGUCCUUCCACUCUCUCUCACCCGCUACCUCUGCAAUCUUCUCCACAGUCGCAACAAUACCGAAGCUUGCAAUCUCCACUUCUUUCAGCCCCAAAACGAACUCAAUUUCGUUAUCUUCUCCUUCAUUCGCUUGUUGUUCAAUUUCUAAGAGCGGGAAAAACGGUGGUUUAUCCGCAUUCGCGUGCUCGACGUCUCCGUUUAUAGGCAGAGUGGGGUUGCAGAGAAGAGAAGGGAACGUUUCGUUACUCUCUUUCGGGUUAAACACUAAUGGCGCUACCGAUGUUGCAAAGAAAGAUUCCUCUCAGGUCCUAUCCGCACUGCUCCCUUUCGUUGUCGCUGCUACUGCAGUUGCUGCUCUGGCUCAACCAUCCACUUUUACUUGGGUAUCUAAGGACUUAUAUGCCCCGGCUCUUGGCGGUAUCAUGUUGUCUAUUGGAAUUAGACUUUCAAUUGAUGACUUCGCACUUGCAUUUAGAAGACCUUUACCACUAUCUGUUGGGUUUAUAGCACAGUAUGUGCUCAAACCAGUUCUUGGAGUGCUAGUUGCGAGGACAUUUGGAAUGUCUCGGAUGUUCUAUGCGGGUUUUGUCCUCACAUCUUGUGUUGCAGGGGCUCAGCUUUCCAGCUAUGCCAGCUUUUUAAGCAAAGGAGAUGUGGCAUUGAGCAUUCUCCUUACCAGCUCUACCACCAUUGCGUCGGUGCUUGUGACACCUAUUUUGUCAGGCCUACUCAUUGGUUCUGUUGUUCCUGUUGAUGCCAUAGCCAUGUCGAAGUCAAUAUUGCAGGUUGUUCUUGUUCCAGUCACUCUUGGACUUGUGCUCAAUACUUAUGCCAAGCAGGUUGUGACUUUUAUUCAACCUGUGAUGCCCUUUGUUGCCAUGGUUUGUACCUCAAUGUGUAUUGGUAGCCCUCUUGCGAUAAAUCGGGGUCAAAUUCUGUCCAGCGAGGGUCUCCGAUUAAUCUUGCCAAUAUUGACGUUUCAUGCAGUGGCAUUCGCUGUGGGAUAUUGGAUCUCCAAGAUUCCAGCUUUGAGGCAAGAGGAGGAAGUUAGCAGGACAAUUUCACUAUGCACAGGAAUGCAAAGUUCUACCUUGGCUGGGCUUCUUGCAACGCAGUUUCUUGGAAGCACUCAAGCAGUUCCACCUGCAUGCUCAGUGGUUGCCAUGGCUAUCAUGGGUCUGUUUCUUGCCUCUUUCUGGGGCAAUGGAUUUCGAAUCAGAGACCUACCUUCCCACAUCUUUCCUCAAUGUGGUUCAACCGUUGAGGCUUGAAAUCAGCGUUCCAGCGCAUACGCUGGGACUAGAUCAAGCUUCUUUAGCAGAGGUAUAUAGAUCAUCAGCAAAAACUUUACACAUGAUCCUUCAAGCCAGUUAUAGAUUGCAGCAACCGUGCAACCAUUUGUUUGCUGCAACUUGUGUAGUGUAGAAGGGCUCUUCGAAGUUUUAACCAUGUGUAACGGAACGUUGAUGCUGUAUAUAUACGCAAAGGUAUAUAAGUUAAAAGCUUAUAGUGGAUAAAGAUUUAUGCAUUUCCUUGUUUUGACA